Molecule: messenger RNA, 799 nt
Organism: Clunio marinus
Lineage: Eukaryota; Metazoa; Arthropoda; Insecta; Diptera; Chironomidae
Source: the annotation of a GenBank genome assembly
AUGCAAAGUACCGAAGAGAAUCCACCAGACAUCAACUCAAAUCAAUUAUUGUUUGGGUUUCGACCAUGUCAACACAUUUUAAGAACGAAACCUCAAUCUUCUAAUGAUGAGAAUAAGGAGAGAAGUCAGUCACUUUCCCAACUGCAAUCAGACACUCAACUACUGGAAGAUCCCGAAGACCCUUUCAGGAAAAGCUUUAAAUUUACAGACGAAUCAAUUCGCAAGCAAUUUGUCAAGAAAGUUUACAUGAUUUUGACACUUCAGAUUGCAAUCACAGAAGCGGUUGUGUCGUUGUUUGUCUCUCAUAAGCCAACAUAUGAAUGGGUCAGAGAGCGGUCAUAUCUCUUUUGGAUCUCACUACUUAUUUACUUUAUCCUCAUGAUAACUUUACUUUGUUGUCCUACAUAUCGACGCAAAUCGCCAAUUAAUUUCAUUCUUCUGGGUAUCUUUACGAUUGUUCAAUCUUUUCUUAUGGGAGUUGUGUCAGCUGUUUUUGCCCCGGAAUUAAUCUUGUUAUCAGCUGGAAUUACUACAAUUGUUUGUAUUGGCCUAACAUUGUUUGCUUUUCAAUCAAAAUUUGAUUUCACAAUUUUCCGGGUCUUUGACACUCAAAUGAUGAUUGGAACACGACAUAAGCUUUCACUCAGUCCCGAAGAAUAUAUUUUCGCAGCAUUGACGCUUUAUAUUGAUAUCGUUCAAAUUUUUGUGUUUAUUUUGGAAGUUGUUGGAUGUGCACAUAACACAUAAUAAAUGUGAUACAUACAAUAUGGGAAAAUAUAUUUUCUCACAUAAAUAUCAA